Messenger RNA from Trichomonas vaginalis G3, 1497 nucleotides. Its product is annotated as intraciliary transport. The record is from RefSeq and is a predicted model, not a curated record. The coding region runs from base 1 to 1497 and encodes 498 amino acids. The transcript has a single exon. Gene Ontology annotation, cellular component: ciliary basal body; ciliary base; intraciliary transport particle B. Gene Ontology annotation, molecular function: intraciliary transport particle B binding; protein binding. NCBI's taxonomy places the organism in Eukaryota, Parabasalia, Trichomonadida, Trichomonadidae. Gene Ontology annotation, biological process: intraciliary anterograde transport; intraciliary transport involved in cilium assembly.
AUGCAACUAUGGCACGGAUACAGUCUUUUCCACUCCGGUCAGUACGAAGAUGCCAUUGAUAUUUACGAAAAUCUUUUGAAAAGCGAUCCAGAUGAUACGACUGUCAAUCUUUAUAUAUCAUCCUGUGAAUUCUAUCUUCAAGAUUACGAAGUAGCUCGUGAUUAUGCUAAUAAAGGCCCUUCAUGCGAUUAUAAAACAAGAUUAUUGUUCCAUAUCGCUCAGCAGACUAAUGAUGACGAUGCAUUAUACAAAACACACUCUCAGCUUUUGGGCACACUCGAAAAUCAACUCUCUCUUGCAGCCAUUCAUUACAUUCGUUCUCAUUAUCAAGAAGCCAUUGAUAUUUACACAAAACUUCUCGCAGAACAUCCAGACUACAUUGCGUUAAACGUAUAUAUAGCCAUGUGCCAGUUCAAACUAGAUCAACAUCAGGAAGCAAACGAUACAGUUGAUCAAUAUCUACAAGUGAACUCGGAUUCAGCUGUUGCUCUUAACCUCAAGAGCUGUGCCUACCUUAAAUUAUACGAUCCCAGUACUGCAGAAUCCCAAUUACUUCAAAUCCGCAAAUUCAGUUCAGCAACAUAUGGAUUUGUUGAUUCCUUGAUAAACCACAACCUCUGUAUAUUCCAUGAUGGUGACGAUGGCUUCACAUUUCUUCCCAAACUUGUUGGAAUUAUUCCACAAGCGCAGCAGAACCUCGCCAUAUUAUAUCUCAGGGAAUCCAACUCUACAGAGGCCUAUAAUAUAUUACAAGAUUUCCAACCCCUCGAUCUCAGUGAAAAUCUCUUAAAAGCAACUGUUGAUUUUGCAUAUGGCCAAUUAACAGGCGAUGCGAACUUAAUUACAUCAUCGAACGAGGUAUUCAAAGAAUACGGCAACCUUGAUGAAAUCAAGGAUACAAUCCAAGGACGUCAAGUUCUUUCAACAAAUAAAUUCAUCGAACAAGAAUGGGAUGCAGCGCUUAAAGUACUGCAAUCUAUCGAAGAAUACCUUAAAGAAAACGACGAAUUUAACUACAAUAAGGCUAUGAUCCUUGCACAACUCAGUAGAUGGGCAGAAGCCGAAAGGUUCUUCCUUCUCGUUAAGAAUCCAGCAUAUUUACGCGAAUUAUACUACACAUCGUGGCUCUGUAUGUGUUAUAUAAUGAACAGAAAGCCGGAAAAGGCUUGGGAAUUAUAUACUCAAUGUACAGUGGCAGAAGAUGCUAAAACAUUACUACAAAUCAUUUCCUCGGAAUGUUAUACACAAGGAAUGUUUUAUUUCGCCAUGAAAGCGUAUUCAAUUCUCGCCGGAUACGAAAUGAACGAAGAAAUGAAACAAGGAAUGAUUGCAAGCGCUGUAGGAGUGUUUAGAAACAUCUUGUCUAGAAAAGAAGAGCCAGAUAAGAUUAACGAAAUUUACGACUGUUUGAUGCAGGAGAAAGAUGCUGAACAAGUCCUUCAAACAAUUCAGAAUUACGUGGAAACUUCUGGUGAAUUUGAUACAACUCAGCAGUAA